This is a messenger RNA of Ailuropoda melanoleuca (giant panda), 1856 nucleotides long. It is a transcript of the gene WNT11, whose product is annotated as Wnt family member 11. Bases 236 to 1300 code for a protein of 354 amino acids. Gene Ontology annotation, cellular component: extracellular region. Lineage: Eukaryota; Metazoa; Chordata; Mammalia; Carnivora; Ursidae. The record is from RefSeq and is a predicted model, not a curated record. The transcript has 6 exons. Gene Ontology annotation, biological process: multicellular organism development; cell fate commitment; neuron differentiation. Gene Ontology annotation, molecular function: frizzled binding; cytokine activity.
CGCUGCGCGAAGAGGGUGCCCUCGCCGCCUGCCCAGCCCGGAGAGCGCUCGGGUCCGCUGGGGGCCGCGCUAGCCGCUCGCCCGCCGGCCCGGACAGCGGGGCACUCAGGGCGCGCCCGUCGAGCGCCCCAGGAGGCGGCGUGCGCGCAGGACGAGCGGCGGUGGCCGUGCGCGCGGCGGGACUUCGGUGCAGCUCCUCGAGGGCGCGACCCCCGAGCGCGCGUGCCGCGCGACCAUGAGGGCGCGGCCGCGGGUCUGCGAGGCGCUCCUCUUCGCCCUGGCUCUCCAGACCGGCGUGUGCUACGGCAUCAAAUGGCUGGCGCUGUCCAAGACCCCGGCGGCCCUUGCGCUGAACCAGACGCAGCACUGCAAGCAGCUGGAGGGGCUGGUGUCGGCGCAGGUGCAGCUCUGCCGCAGCAACCUGGAGCUCAUGCACACCAUCGUGCACGCCGCCCGCGAGGUCAUGAAGGCCUGCCGCAGGGCCUUUGCCGACAUGCGCUGGAACUGUUCCUCCAUCGAGCUUGCCCCCAACUACCUGCUUGACCUGGAGAGAGGGACCCGGGAGUCAGCCUUCGUGUAUGCGCUGUCGGCGGCCGCCAUCAGCCACGCCAUCGCCCGGGCCUGCACCUCCGGCGACCUGCCCGGCUGCUCCUGCGGCCCUGUCCCAGGUGAGCCACCCGGGCCCGGGAACCGCUGGGGAGGAUGUGCGGACAACCUCAGCUACGGGCUCCUCAUGGGGGCCAAGUUUUCCGAUGCUCCUAUGAAGGUGAAAAAAACAGGAUCCCAAGCCAAUAAACUGAUGCGUCUACACAACAGUGAAGUGGGGAGACAGGCUCUGCGCGCCUCUCUGGAGGUGAAGUGUAAGUGCCACGGCGUGUCCGGCUCCUGCUCCAUCCGCACCUGCUGGAAGGGGCUGCAGGAGCUCCGGGACGUGGCGGCCGACCUCAAGACCCGCUACCUGUCGGCCACUAAGGUGGUGCACCGACCUAUGGGCACCCGCAAACACCUGGUGCCCAAGGACCUGGAUAUCAGGCCUGUGAAGGACUCGGAGCUUGUCUAUCUGCAGAGCUCCCCCGACUUCUGCAUGAAGAACGAGAAGGUGGGCUCCCAUGGGACGCAAGACAGGCAGUGCAACAAGACGUCCCACGGCAGUGACAGCUGUGACCUCAUGUGCUGCGGCCGUGGCUACAACCCCUACACGGACCGUGUGGUCGAGCGCUGCCACUGCAAGUAUCACUGGUGCUGCUACGUCACGUGCCGCCGCUGCGAGCGCACGGUGGAGCGCUACGUCUGCAAGUGACGGUCGCCCGGACGCCCGCGCCGGGGACCCUCGGAGCCCCGACCCCCCACCAGGGCCCGGACACACCCCGCCCAUGAUGGUCGCUUGGGGAUCCCAGAUGCCGGCCGUGCGAGGUGGCUUGUGCUUUGCCUCCACGUGGAAAGCGCGGGGGACAGAAGGCCUGGCCACCCUGGAAGGAGGGCCGGGACAUCAAAGGAAACCGACAAGAUUAAAAAUAACCUGGCAGCCGGAGCCCAGGAGUGCCCACUCGCGCCUUGCAGGCCUCUCUAAGAAGCCAAGGGGCAUGGGGUUGGCAGGACUGCUACGGACUUGACCUUUCACAGCCAGAGACACCAACCUCCCGGGAAGGGGGGAGGGGUCUGCCUGCCCUCAUCAGAAUGUUCUGCAGGCCUAACCCUUGAGACCCCCACGGCUGCCCCCAGGGUCUGAGCCUGCUGGGCCCACCACAUGGAACCACUAGCUUGGGUUGUAAAUUUUUGUUGUUGUUUUGUUUUGUUUUGUUUUGUUUCUUCCUCUGGGAUGUGGGAGCUACAGAAAUAUUUAUAAAACAUAGCUU